CAGCAGCCUACGCCCAUUUCGCCUGUCGCCGGCGCUUCCGCUUCCGGUAGUCCCAGGCCGUGAGCGUCCGAGGCGCCUGCCAUGGCGAGGAGCCGGCUGGAGACCGUGGGCAGCGUUUUCUCGCGGACUCGGGACCUGAUUCGAGCUGGGGUGUUGAAUGAGAAGCCCCUCUGGUUUGACAUAUAUAAUGCCUUUCCCCCGCUGAGAGAGCCUGUCUUCCGAAGGCCCCGCUUGCGAUAUGGCAAAGCCAAAGCUGCCAUCCAGGACAUCUUGUACCCCGAGGACAGGAUUAGAGCGAAAUUUUACUCAGCCUAUGGAUCUGGUCAGAAAGCUUUUGAUCUGUUCAAUCCAAAUUUCAAGUCUACUUGUCAACAGUUUGUGGAGAAGUACAUUGAGCUACAGAAGCUUGGAGAAACAGAUGAAGAGAAGUUAUUUGUGGAAACAGGGAAGGCUUUAUUGGCAGCAGGUGUCAUUUUGAGAAGAGUAGAAGCAAGGACUCAAAAGGAAGGUGGUCACGUUUCCUGGGAGUCUGAACCCACGGGUGUCAAACCACAAACGGUAUUGGAAAAAAACCAGCCUCUACAAGAAGUUCCACAGGACCAGCAUUUGGAGACAUCUGAAGAACAGCCGAAAGGUCUCUCACCUCCCUGAAGAACUUGUAUACCGUGUAUACUGACAUUCAAACUGUAUUCAGUAGAUGCAUGUUGAACUGUUUUUAACAGUUGGACUGUGUAAAUGUUUCCCAGUCUCUAAGGCAUUAUGUUUGCCUUCUUUUAGUUCCUAUUUCUAGGUUGUCAUAAAGCUGAGUUUCAUGGUUUGAAUGAACUUUUAUGUUAGGACGGUGUUAAAUAAAGAAUUCCCUGGCUGCUUAUAAAGUAAAUUUACUUUAAAAUUGUAAAUAGCAUGAAGAAACCUUUAUAAGUAUGGUUUGAAUGGGACUUGUUCUGAGUAGGUCUGCUUGGAUUUCUGUGUUAACAUGUGGGUUGGCUAUAUCUGAUUCUCGGGUAUCUUUCUCUUUUUUGGCCCCAUCAGGCUUUUACUUGUGCAUAUGGUAU
Neomonachus schauinslandi (Hawaiian monk seal) is the source of this 1055-nucleotide messenger RNA. RefSeq names its product mitochondrial ribosomal protein S23 (gene MRPS23). Gene Ontology annotation, cellular component: mitochondrion; ribosome. Gene Ontology annotation, biological process: translation. Lineage: Eukaryota; Metazoa; Chordata; Mammalia; Carnivora; Phocidae. The record is from RefSeq and is a predicted model, not a curated record. The transcript is spliced from 5 exons. Gene Ontology annotation, molecular function: structural constituent of ribosome. Bases 82 to 651 code for a protein of 189 amino acids.